AUGAUUUCAUAGGCAGCAAACCAAUCUGAGUUAUCAAUUUCAAAUUUAUAGAACUAAAUUAUAAAGGAAUUGGAAGUUGAAAAGUGGGAUUAUAAUAAAACAAGACUUGUAAAGACUAAACUCCAAAUCAGAAUUACAUAAGAAAAUAACCUCAUCUACACAAAAUUAGAAGGUGUUAUUUUGAGACAGUAUGUGAUAAAUUAUUAAGUUUUUAUAGAGAACUUUAUUAAGAAAAUUCAAGAAAUUUAGAAGUCUUAAAUAAUAUGGAAUAAAUUGCCUAUCUUCAAUGGCAUGGUGAAUAUGGGAAGAAUUAAAGAAAAGUAGGUAAAUGGUCAGCCACUUGGGAUGGAGAAGCUCUUUAAAAUGUUGGAGGAUACUACAAAGAAGAUUUAAAGGAAGGCUUAUGGAAAGAGCCGAUUAAGAAUUAUUGGAGGUAUGUAAUAUUAGGCAAUACAAACAUAGUUAAGCCAAAGUAUUUGAAAGUGGAGAAUAUUUUCAUAAUCAAAAGAAAGGAAGGUGGAAUAUUACAGAAUAAGACAAAACCAUGUAUUAUUAUUUAACAUUAAAGUGUUGGAGGUGGAUCAUACAAUGAGCUAUCUUAGAAAAUUGGUAAAUGGAUUGAAUUGGAUGAAGGGUUUUAUGACUAAUUAAAAGUAACUUGGGAUGGCGAAUACAAAUAGGAUAAAAAAGUGGGUUGUUGGGAUAUCUUCUAUGAAAAUAUAAAGAUGUAACAAUUUUAAAUAAAAGCUUAUGAUCAUAACAAAUUUUAGUGGCGGUGGGACUUUUGGAGAUGGUGAAGGAAUUAAGUAGGGUAAUUGGGUUGAACUAGGGAAUGGAUUUUCUUAUUGUAGCAGGGUGACAGAAAAUGGAGAGUAUCAUAAAGGUAAAAAGGUCGGCAGAUGGGAUAUGUGGUAUAAGGACUAAGAUAAUAAACAAAACUUUCAAAUGUAAUAUAACUACAAUAUCAAUUGUUUAUGCUGAAGUGGG
Paramecium octaurelia is the source of this 987-nucleotide messenger RNA. NCBI's taxonomy places the organism in Eukaryota, Ciliophora, Oligohymenophorea, Peniculida, Parameciidae. The record is from the annotation of a GenBank genome assembly.